ACCGCGGGCGCGCAGCGGCGGCGGCGGCCACGGCCCCGCCGCCCCCCCUCGGUCCCGGCACCGGCCGCACCAUGCGGAGCGCCCGGGCGCUGCUGCUCGCCCUCGCCCUGCGGGUCUACGCGCUGGACACCGAGACGCCCGCCGCUGGCUGCACCUUCGAGGAGGACAGUGAGCCCAACCAGUGUGAGUACAGCCAGGGCGAGGACGAUGACUUCGACUGGGAGCUCCUGCGCAGUUACCUGAUGCCUCACCUGGUGCCUGAGCUGCCUCACGGCUCCUACCUGAUGGUGAACUCCUCUCAGCACACCCCGGGCCAGAAAGCUCACCUGCUUUUCCAGGCACUGAGUGAGAAUGACACGCACUGCCUUCAGUUCAGCUACUUCAUGUUCAGCCGGGACGGGCACAGCCCCGGCACGCUCAGCGCCUACGUCUGGGUCACCGGGGGCCUGCUGGGCAGCGCCGUGUGGAACGCCUCGGGCUCGCAUGGCCGCCAGUGGCACCAGGCAGAGCUGGCAGUCAGCCUCUUCUGGCCCAGCGAGUACCAGGUGCUCUUCGAGGCUGUGGUUUCCAGCGAGCGCAGGGGCUACCUGGGCCUGGAUGACAUUUUGCUCCUGAAUUAUCCAUGCUCGAAAGCGCCUCAUUUCUCCCGCCUGGGUGAUGUGGAGGUGAACGCGGGUCAGAACGCCACCUUCCAGUGCGUGGCCGCUGGCAAGGCUGCCGAGGCCGAGCGCUUCCUCAUGCAGAGGCAGAGCGGCGAGGUGGUCCCUGCCGCCUCGGUGAAGCACAUCAGCCACCGGCGCUUCCUGGCCACGUUCCAGCUGGAGGCCGUGUCCAAGGCGGAGCAGGACCUGUACCGCUGCGUCACCCAGUCCGCCCGCGGCGCCGGCGUCUCCAACUUCGCCGAGCUCAUCGUCAAAGAGCCCCCCACCCCCAUUGCCCCCCCCCAGCUGCUCCGGGCCGGCUCCACCUACCUCAUCAUCCAGCUCAACACCAACUCCAUCAUCGGGGACGGCCCCAUCGUGCGCAAGGAGAUCGAGUACCGCAUGACCUCGGGGCCCUGGUCCGAGGUCCACGCUGUCAACAUGCAGACCUACAAGCUCUGGCACCUGGACCCUGACACAGAGUACGAGAUCAGCGUCCUGCUCACCCGGCCCGGCGAGGGGGGCACGGGCAAACCGGGGCCGCCCCUCAUCAGCCGCACCAAGUGCGCAGAGCCCAUGCGAGCCCCCAAAGGCCUGGCUUUCUCUGAAAUCCAGUCCAGACAGCUGACGUUGCAGUGGGAGCCGCUGGGCUACAACCUGACCCGCUGCCACACGUACACCAUGUCCCUGUGCUACCGCUACUUCGUGGGCAGUGGCCACAACCAGACCUUCCAGGAGUGUGUGAAGAUGGAGCGCAACGCCAACCGCUACACCAUCAAAAAUCUGCUGCCCUACAAGAACAUCCACGUCAAGCUCAUCCUCUCCAACCCUGAGGGGCGCAAGGAGGGCAAGGAGGUGAUAUUCCAGACAGAUGAGGAUGUGCCUGGUGGCAUUGCCUCCGAGUCGCUCACCUUCACCCCGCUGGAGGACAUGAUAUUCCUGAAGUGGGAGGAACCAGUGGAGCCCAAUGGCCUCAUCACGCAGUACGAGAUCAGCUACCAGAGCAUCGAGUCCUCAGACCCCGCAGUGAACGUGCCGGGCCCGCGGCGCACGGUGUCCAAGCUGCGCAACGAGACCUACCACGUGUUCUCCAACCUGCACCCCGGCACCACCUACCUGUUCUCGGUGCGCGCCCGCACCGGCAAGGGCUUUGGCCAGACGGCGCUCACCGAGAUCACCACCAACAUCUCUGCUCCCACCUUCGACUACGGGGACAUGCCAUCGCCGCUGAGCGAGUCAGAGAGCACCAUCACGGUGCUGCUGCGGCCGGCACAGGGCAGAGGGGCUCCCAUCAGCACCUAUCAGGUCAUUGUGGAGGAGGAGCGGCCCAGGAAGCUGAAGCGGGAGCUGGGGGGGCAGGAAUGCUUCCCGGUGCCGCUCACCUUCGACGAUGCCGUGUCCCGUGGCUCUGUGCACUACUUCGGGGCAGAGCUGCCCGCCAGCAGCCUCACCGAGGCCAAGCCCUUCACCGUGGGGGACAACCAGACCUACAGUGGCUACUGGAACCCACCCCUGGAGCCCAAGAAGGCCUAUCUCAUCUACUUCCAGGCCAUGAGCAACCUCAAAGGGGAAACUCGGCUGAACUGUGUCCGGAUCGCUCGCAAAGCUGCCUGCAAAGAGAGCAAGCGUCCCCUGGAGGUGUCCCAGCACUCGGAGGAGAUGGGCCUGAUCCUGGGGAUCUGUGCUGGAGGGCUCAUCAUCCUGAUUAUCCUGCUGGGAGCCAUCAUCGUUGCCAUAAGGAAAGGGAGGAACUACUAUUCUUACUCCUAUUACCCGAAACCUGUGAAUAUGACCAAAGCCACCAUAAACUACCGGCACGAGAAGACACACAUGAUGAGUGCCAUCGACAGGAGCUUCACUGACCAGAGCACCCUGCAGGAGGACGAGCGCCUGGGGCUGUCCUUCAUGGACACCCAGGGCUACGGGAACAGAGGUGACCAGCGCAGCAGCGUGGUGAACGAGUCCAGCAGCCUGCUGGGGGGCUCCCCGCGGCGGCAGUGCGGCCGCAAGGGCUCCCCGUACCACACGGGGCAGCUGCACCCGGCCGUGCGCGUGGCCGACCUCCUGCAGCACAUCAACCAGAUGAAAACGGCCGAGGGCUACGGCUUCAAGCAGGAGUAUGAGAGUUUCUUUGAGGGCUGGGAUGCUUCAAAGAAGAAAGACAAGACCAAAGGGAGACAGGAUCACGUGUCCACAUAUGACCGUCACCGCGUGAAGCUGCACCCGCUGCUGGGGGACCCCAACUCCGACUACAUCAACGCCAACUACAUCGACGGCUACCACAGGUCCAACCACUUCAUAGCCACACAAGGGCCCAAGCAGGAGAUGGUGUACGACUUCUGGCGCAUGGUGUGGCAGGAGCACUGCUCCAGCAUCGUGAUGAUCACCAAGCUGGUGGAGGUGGGCCGGGUAAGCAUCCCUGUUCCCAUCCCAGGCCAUGCCAUCCCAUCCCUGCUGGAAGCCACCUCUGCAGAGCCUAGCCCCCAUCCCGUGCUCUCCUUGCAGGUGAAAUGCUCCAAGUACUGGCCGGAUGACUCUGAGAUGUAUGGGGACAUCAAGAUCACGCUGGUGGAGUCCGAGACGUUGGCUGAGUACGCUGUGCGCACCUUCGCCCUGGAGAGGCGAGGUUACUCGGCCCGGCACGAGGUGAAGCAGUUCCACUUCAUGUCGUGGCCCGAGCACGGUGUCCCCUACCACGCCACAGGGCUGCUGGCCUUCAUCCGCAGGGUGAAGGCGUCCACGCCGCCCGACGCCGGCCCCGUCGUCAUCCACUGCAGUGCUGGCACGGGCAGGACUGGCUGUUACAUUGUGCUGGAUGUGAUGUUGGACAUGGCUGAGUGCGAGGGCGUCGUGGACAUCUACAACUGCGUGAAGACCCUCUGCUCACGGAGGAUCAACAUGAUCCAGACAGAGGAGCAGUACAUCUUCAUCCACGAUGCCAUCCUGGAGGCCUGUCUGUGUGGGGAGACCAGCAUCCCUGCCAGCGAGUUCAAGCCCACCUACAAGGAGAUGGUGAGGAUAGAGCCGCAGAGCAAUUCCUCGCAGCUGCGGGAGGAGUUCCAGACCCUGAACUCGGUGACGCCGCACCUGGAUGUGGAGGAGUGCAGCAUCGCGCUGCUGCCCCGCAACCGCGAGCGCAACCGCAGCAUGGACGUGCUGCCGCCCGACCGAUGCCUUCCCUUCCUCAUCUCCGUGGAUGGAGACAGCAACAACUACAUCAACGCGGCCUUAACUGACAGCUACACCAAGAGCGCUGCCUUCAUUGUCACCCUGCACCCGCUGCAGAACACCACCACCGACUUCUGGCGGCUGGUGUACGACUAUGGCUGCACUUCCAUCGUCAUGCUCAACCAGCUCAACCAGUCCAACUCUGCCUGGCCCUGCCUGCAGUACUGGCCCGAGCCAGGGCUGCAGCACUACGGCCCCAUGGAGGUGGAAUACAUCUCAGGAGUAGCGGAUGAGGACAUCGUGUCCCGGCUCUUCCGAGUGCAGAACAUCACACGGUUGCAGGAGGGGCACCUGAUGGUCCGGCAUUUCCAGUACCUGCGCUGGUCAGCCUAUCGAGACACCCCGGACUCCAAGAAGUCCUUCCUGCACCUCCUGGCCCAGGUGGAGAGGUGGCAGAAGGAAAGUGGUGAUGGCAGGACUGUGGUGCACUGCUUGAAUGGAGGUGGCCGGAGUGGCACCUUCUGUGCCUCCACCAUGAUCCUGGAGAUGAUCAAGUGUCACAACAUGGCAGAUGUUUUCUUUGCUGCCAAGACCCUCCGCAACUACAAACCAAAUAUGGUGGAGACCUUGGAGCAGUACCACUUCUGCUACGACAUAGCACUGGAAUACCUGGAGUCCCUGGAGAGCAGAUAGCACCUGGCCACGAGAGGGGCACGAGGGCUCGUGCAGGGCCGUGCCAGCCGCGCUUCCCAGCUGGGCACUGUGUCCCUGCUCGGGGAGACAGCCAAGGACCCUCCAGGAAACUUGGGAUCCAGGAAACAAAAGGACAUGGAGAUGUGUUGGCCACUCUCCAUCUUCAUCUUCCGCUCUCCAUCUUCCCUCCCUGCCUGGGUGGAUCCCACAGCUCAGCCGGUUCCUUGGAGUCACAGCCUGGCCUUGGUGCUGCUGGGUCUCUGCAGCUGCUGGAGAGGAGGCCAGGGAGGGGAGGAAGAGGAGGCCACGAGGAGCUGAGGCUGUUUCCCAUCACAGAAGGAUGGACACUGGGAGAUGUUGCUCUUUUGUGUGUGGUAUUGAAGCUGCUCCUCGAGGAGCCCGGAGGCUGCUGGAGGUUUUCCCUUGGUGGGGCUCACUCUGAGCCAGAACAAAGGUCCCCCAGAAGCUCUGAGUUUCUGCCCCUAGGCACCAUGAAUUUGAUCCUCUGUUAGUUCUGUGAGUUUUGACCCUUUGUGUACCCAGCCCUGGACAGACAGAGAUGAGGAUGGGGGGCACUGGCCAUGCAAUGUCCCUCUGCAGGGACUGACCUGGACCCUCCUGGUGCUUUUGCAAAGUGUUGGAGGGGAUGGUUCCCCAGCAUCUCCACACCUUCCUCUCCAUCUGUAGCAGUGAAUUCUUCCUGUGAUGUCCCACUGACCCAUGGGUCUGUUUUUAACCCUGCCUUUGUGCAACACUGCAUUUGAAGCAAAAUCUUCAAAAUUCGGGUCUAUCCCAAAUACUUCCUGGGUGCCACCCCUGGGCAGUUGCUGGGCCUAGUGGGGCAGGAGGAUUGAUUUUGGGCUGAGCUGUGCCAAAGCCAUGGCUGUGUGUUGGGGCUGGACAGGGGAAGGUCCCCACACUCCUGUGCCACCGGGGCUGGUGGCUGAAGGUACCUGGGGUGUUUUAGCUCCAUCCUGCUGCAGGCGGGUGUGAAAUGGCACUUUUUCCAUCUGAUGUUGUGGUAAUUCCAGAGACUCUGCUCUCAGCCUGGUUGUAAUAAAUGGCCUUGGGAAGGUGCAUCCCGAGGGAUCCAGGUCUGGGAACUGAGGGGAGGCUGGUUCUGUCCUGAGGGCCAGGCUGAGCCCUUCACCAUCACUUCUGGGGGGGAUGGAGCAGAGCAGGUGAGAAACCCCUCCAGAUGCUGGAGUUUUCAUGAGGGCAGCCCUGUCCUUCAUCCAUCUGCCCCCUUCACCCCCAUCUGUGUCCCCCCUCCUCCAGCCAUGCCUGCCCAGGGCAGGGGCAGCUUCCCUGCCCUGCCUGCCUGGGGCUGCCCAGCCUUGCCCAGGGAAUUCUGCCCAGGAAUCAGGAAGGCUGCACAGCUGAAAUGGCUGGAGGAGCAGACCCAGGAGGUGUUUCCAUCCACCUCCCAAGGGUUAAAGAGAGCAGGAAGAGCCAUCCCUGCCCUCUCUGCCCUUGGACAAUGUGCCACUGCUGUGGUGAUGGGGAUUUCAGCACCACCCCAGACCCUUGGUUCUGCCACCUCCUCCCUGAGGAAUUCACAGUCUGACAAUAACUUAUGCCAAGGGCUAUAUGACAUCAUUCCUUCCUUCUUGCUAUCCCUGCUGUCUCAUCUGCAGUGUGCCCAUUCUGUCUUGUCACCAAAAGGUCUUUUUUACCCCCAAAUGGUCCAGUAAAACCAGUACCUGACUACACCAGUACUCACACUGGGAUAAAUCUAUGUCCUUUUCCCAGUCCCCAUCUCUCCAUAGACCUGCCUGUGCUGUUCUAGGGAAGGCGCUGCAUGCUGGGUGCAGAAGUUGUUUGGUUUUGUAUGAAAAUGGCUGAGCUGAGCCUCCAAAAUCCCUGGGAAUGGGAUGGGAUGCUCUGGGGGCUGUCCAGCAAUGCUGCUGCCUAGGCUACAUCCUGCCUGUGGUCCAGAGGGAGGGAGCAUCCCACAGGGUCUGCAGGUAAAGUAUUGCCAGAAAGAGGAAAAGAGGAGGGGUGAAACCCCACUUAGUCCUACAGAGACUGGAGGAGUUGUAUAUAUAUUUUAAAAUCAAGAGUUUUCCCUUUUUAUUUUAUUUUGAUACCUCCUUGCUUGGUGUCUCUGGGUUUUUAGGGCAUCUCUGGUGAAGGGCAGAUUUUGAAAUCCAAGUGCUAUAAAACCCAGCCCAUCUCCAACUCCUACUGACAUGCUCCUCUGACAUGAGGCAAGGACAUCUUGUACAUAGAAAUCUAUAUAUAGAAAUCUAUAUAUAAAAAUAUAAAUACUGUUCUUAAGAUGGAUAAUGUUUAUUGGUAUUACAGAUUGGAGUGGUGCUUUUUUUUAAAUAAAAACAAAACAAAAAAAAAGGAAAAAAUUAAAACCCAAGAAAAACACCAAAUUGGAACAAUUUUGUCUAUAUGCAGUCAAAGUGAUCCUAAAAGCUGGCAGCAUCCCAGACCUGGUGCCAAAGGGACUUGGGACCAUGAGGCAGCUCCACCAUGGACGAGGAUGGAGCAUUGGGACCGAGGGAGGGACGUGUCUGAUGUGGAUUGUACCACACACAGCCAGCUGUUGUUAAUGUUUUUUUUUAUUAUUUUGUUAUUAUAUUAUUUUUGGCUUUCUUUCCUUUUAAGAAAAUUAGUUGCAUAAAUAAAUGUUCCAAAUUUG
Molecule: messenger RNA, 7155 nt
Organism: Zonotrichia leucophrys gambelii
Lineage: Eukaryota; Metazoa; Chordata; Aves; Passeriformes; Passerellidae
Gene: PTPRU
Product: protein tyrosine phosphatase receptor type U
Exons: 30
Coding region: 72-4502 (1476 amino acids)
Biological process (GO): protein dephosphorylation
Cellular component (GO): membrane
Molecular function (GO): protein tyrosine phosphatase activity; protein binding
Source: RefSeq, a predicted model, not a curated record